Messenger RNA from Seminavis robusta, 4008 nucleotides. The record is from the annotation of a GenBank genome assembly. NCBI's taxonomy places the organism in Eukaryota, Bacillariophyta, Bacillariophyceae, Naviculales, Naviculaceae.
AUGUCCCAUCAAGAAGAUAUCGUUCCGGACGCCGCGUUGUCUGCGCCAACGACCAGUGUUCCCACGGCCGACGCUGUUCCCAGCGGCAACACGCCCAUGAAGUCCCGAAACCCCAACGAUCCACUGCGAUGGUUCAUCUGCUUGAUUGACAAUCGCAAUAGAACCAAGAUUUUGAAAUUCCACCCACAAGAAUCUCUGGGCAACAUUACCAAGAAAAUUGCCAAAAAAUUUGGCGUGGAAGAUCAAUUGGAUGAAGAGCACGCCUUGCUCUACUUGAUAUCAGGAGGAGGAGACAAAGGAUUGCAUUUGAUUGACGAAGUGGAGGAAGUCGAGUUUGAUGAAAAGGUGGCGUUGGAUCCAACGGGGAACUACAUUCGAGAUCAGCAACAACAAACUGAAUCCACUCAAGACUCGGGCGAAGUAAGCAUUCUUGAAGCUCCUGUGGAUGCAUCUCCACAACGAACCAAGUCUUCUACAAAGAGGGGUUUCCGCAGCAGGCAAUCUGCAAGGGCUUCGUGGGACUCUGAUGAGGAUGAAUCCUGUGCCACAGGGUCCUCCGUUCCUACUACAAAAAUCACACGCAAGAAACAAUCCACUGGCAAAAAUCGAAAUGAAAGUAGGAGUAGAGGAAAGGGUUCGGCAAGAGCCUAUCAACGGACGUCAUCCAACACCCCCACGAAACACUCUACAACAAAAAUUCAUACCAAUUGGGACUCUACCCGCUCUGGGCAUUCUUCGGAAGAAGAGAGCACUGAUUACGAUUACGAGCCCCCAGGACGCAAAAGACGCCACCAAAGCAAAACCAAUCGUCACCAAAGCAAACGAAUUGCGGGUCAAUCCAAGCCACUCACCGUAGAUUCCGAUGACAGUAUGGAUGAUGAGACUGUCCCGGCUCGUAUAACCCGAUCCAAACGGCGGCAAUCCACCCACAGAAAACAAUGCACGAGGCAAGCCCCUACUAGUGAGGAAAGUGGCAAUCACCAACCGCAGCAAAGGCGUCCAACAGGUGCCUACGAUAAAUCAUCAUCCAAGAAGAAACCAGCCGCCCCAGAUGAUUCUUCAAGGCCAAUAACGAUCACAAGAAGGACGGCGGAUACCACCAGUGACGCUGAGACGGUCCGCAGCAUUCGUUCGUCCACACGGAGAUCGCCGAGGCGCUCUCGCCAGACAACCACGCAGUAUGAUGGUGAGGUAACUGUCAUUACCAAAAGGGUGGCAACGAGGAAGAAUUCUCCCAAGCGAGCACCCAACGUGUCACGUCAACUGUCUGACGGCGGACCAGUGGAUGAUGACGAAAACGACGAUGACGACGACGUCGUGGAAACGGAGCCCCCACCAUGCACUGAGGAUCCAUAUCCAGUGGGAUCCUUCCACUUUAUCUACGAUGAAUGCUUUGGAUAUUCAUUCCCUGUGCAAGUCAUCAAACCGCCAAAGAGUGAGAAGAUCCGGGCAAAAAAGAACGAACGCUGCAUCGCGUGGAUUGGAUAUCAUUACAGCAUCGAAGUUGUCCCCGUAGCAAGACUCGAAGAAUUCACCGACGAGCGAGAGUACGCUUGGCGGACUGUCACGGAACCGGCUCUCAAACAACAGGCCAGGCAACGCGAAGCUGCCGAGAAAAAGAAUCCGUCACCACCAAAAGCAAGGGCGAAGGAAGACAAAAUGGAAGAUGUCCAAGUUGGCAGCCGCUGCUUUGUAAAUACACCCGAUGGCGACUAUCCUGCAACUGUCACCAAGCUCUGCCCCAAAGCGACGGACAAGUGCAUUAUCACGUUUGUUGGCUAUUCAAAAGCACCCAAGAGAGUGCUCAAGGCAGACCUUCUCAAAGCGACGGAUACCCGUGAGAUGAUCUAUGAGGUGCGGCAAAAAUACUCGGAGAAACAGAAUGAGCUGGAAGCCAAGAGAAGAAGAAAAAGGGGCGGCGUGGCAGAGCAAGAACCGCCUGCAAAGCGACCAAUGAGAGGUUCCCCUACAGCAACUAGUAAGCUCGGCACUAAGAGGAACAACAAAAAAGAUUCCGACGAUAGCAGUGUGGCGGAUGGUGUGGACACAGAGACGCGAUUGUAUGGACCUGCAACCAGUGUUGAGAAUCUUCCCACUGUUUUCAUGACGAGGCUUGUACCCAAUGGGACGUUGCAAAGGCAACGCAAUCGCCUCAUCUAUUUUGCCCGCGAUGACGAACGCCCAUUAUGCAUUGCUGAAAAGUUCCAGAUCCCGGUGGGAAAGAUCAUGUACGACAAUCGCCGUGUCUGGCCUCAAUUGAAAACUUCUUCUAGAUUGAAAAAGAAUACCCCUGUCGUUUUGCCAAGGAUGUGGAAUGGCCGGGAUGUGUUCCUCUGCAAGAUCGGUAGAACCAACAAUAGGCAAGCAUCAUCGGGACGUGACGAAAGAAUGGCAACUCCAAUCUCAAAAACGAAGAAGAGAAAAGCAUCAAACGGACGGGACGAAAGAGUGGGAACUCCAAUUUCAACAACGAAGAAGAGAAACGCAUCGAGAGGAAAUUCGAUGGCAGCAACUUCAGCAGCGUCACCUAGAGCAAACAAAUCGACGGAGUCGCCUCGCCGUUUCGGAAAGGCUAGCAUGGUCCUGGAAGUGGAUGGAGCCGAUAGCGCGCUGGAUGGCCAGGAAUUGUCGUUAGUGAAUUCCUCCUCGAGCACAACCGACGAAGAUACGAAGAAGGAUGAAGGUGAUAAGAAUCUCCAGGACGAGGUUGCUUCUUCAGCCGGUGGAAGCACCACGACCGAUGACGACGAAAAGGAGGAUGACGAUGAUCAGAAUACACACCCAGACGCAGCUUCUACAACCGGCGGCAGCACCACCACUGAAGACGACGAAAAGGAGGUUGACGGUGAUCAGGAUCUCCAACCAGGCACCGGCGGCAUCGCCACCACUGAAGACGAAAAGGAAGUUGACGGUGAUCAGGUUGUCCAACCAGUCGUAGCAUCAACAACUGGCGGCAUCGCCACAGCUGAUGACGAUGAAAAGGAGGACAAAGGUGAUCAGGUUGUCCAACCAGUCGUAGCAUCAACAACUGGCGGCAUCGCCACAGCUGAUGACAAUGAAAAGGAGGAUCAGGAUCUCCAACCAUUCGUAUCAACAACCGACGGCAUCGCCACAGCUGAUGACGACGAAAAGGAGGUUGACGGUGAUCAGGAUCUCCAACCAGUCGUAGCAUCAACAACCAACGGAAUUGCCACAGCUGAUGACGAUGAAAAGGAGGAUGAAUGUGAUCAAGAUUUCCAGCCAAGAGGGCCUUCUGCCAUAUCCGGUGGCAGCACAAUGUCAGAUGAUGAUGACGACAACAACAACAACGAGAAAUCGCAUCACGAGAACGAAAGCUUAAGCGACGAUCCAAACAACACCAACGAGCCUGCCCAGGACGACACUUCCGCGGACGUCCCAGGCGACAAUACUGGCGCUAGGUCGGAAGGCAGCACCACUGCUUGCGGCAGCAACAAGUCGGGUUGUGAUCCCAACGACACCACAAAGCCAGCCAAGGAUGACACUGGCGCGAUCGUGACAGGAGAGACCAGCGCGAUCGUAACGGGAGACAACAGGAUAGCAAGCCAAGAACAAGAUAAAGAUCAGGACGAAGAGAAAACUAGCGCGGUCGAUCCAGGGGACAAGAUGAGUGCAGACCAGGAGCGCGAGGAAGAUCACAAGGACGUGGUUUCCCACGUUACAUCCAGUUCCAGUGAUACCGAGCAUGAAAACGACAGCAGGAAGAAACAUAGUAACAGCGGCCAACAAAAUCGGGACGGGGAUGAGACGAUUUCUGACAACAGACCAGUCAACUCUGGGGAUGGGACGACUCGCAGCAACAGCCCUGUCAACUCUGGGGAUGGCGGCGAGCAAACGCAACAAGGGCAUCCUGAUGAUGGCAGUGAUAAUGUGCCAUCCAAGGGAUCACAGAACAGUACCGGUAGUGACUGGGAGCGCUUGGAUCGAACAUCCGUUCUGGGUGAUUUCGAUGAUGAUGCUUUCUUGCCAACGACGCAGGACGUGAGCUGA